CGAUAAGGAUUUUCCAACGAUGGUAUCCACUUUUCACCGAUAAGAUCGAUGAUUCCCUGAUGCUUCAAACAUUAAACUCGUCUCCCUUCCAAAUCAUCAUCAUCUACAAUUAUCAAUCAUGGAUCCUGGACGUAAAGCUAUGAUUUCAGGGCGACGGUCCCCUAGCCGACGAGAUGUAACAUCUCCCAGACAUGAUCCAACCAACCGAGUCACCAAGUCCACCAAACCAACUGGUUCCAAGAUCAACCCCAAGUACUUGACCCAAGACGAGCAAUCGCGACAAUUUGUUGCCGACGAGGACAAGUUCGUACUGAAGCAGUCCAAGAAGAAGGCGGAUAUUCGAAUUCGAGAAGGCCGCGCGAAGCCUAUCGACUACCUGGCAUUCAACCUAAGAUAUAUCGAUACAGACCGCGAUAUCUUCGACGACGACGACGCUGAUAUCGAAAUCGAUGUUCCCGCACCUGGAGAUGUUAUUGCCUCGCUUGAUGCAGAGCAAAUUGCCGAGUUGGAAUCUGAUAUCGCCUCCUAUCACGUGCUCGAAACCAAUGCGACCAACCGAGAAUAUUGGAGAGCGCUUCAGACCAUCUGUAAAGAUAGGAAGGCGAAAUUAGAUCCGCACGGCCAUGAGAGAAGGGUUGUAAGCAGUGUUUCAGACGACAUCGACAAGAUUCUCGCCCCCAAGACGCACGAUCAGCUGGAGGCUCUAGAAAAGCAGAUCAAAGCUAAGCUACAAUCUAACGAGGAUAUCGACACGGAUUACUGGGAACAGUUGCUGCGAAGCCUUCGAGUGUGGAAAGCUCGUGCCAAGCUGAACCAAAUAUACGAGACAAUCAAGGAGACUCGCCUCAACCAACUCAAGGAGCGCGAUCCAACCAAGGUCAAGACAUUGGGCCAGUCGACUUCUGCCCCCAAGGUGACAUUUGGUUCUCAGCCAGUUGCAUCAGCUGCAGAUGAAAAGGUGACUCCUGCACCUGUUUCAUCCUCGAGACAUGCGGGCUCAUCAGCCCCACCAGGGACUGAACGCUUUUCUCAGGCCGACAACGUGGACUUUUCACAGGCAACCAAAGCACUGUAUGAUCGAGAGGUUGCUAGAGGUGUUGACGAGAACGAGGAGAUCUUUACCAGCGAAGAGGCCGUUACCACUUCUAAGCCUCAAUGGGCAGAUAAAUACAGACCCCGAAAGCCACACUAUUUCAAUCGCGUCCAAAUGGGUUACGACUGGAACAAGUAUAAUCAGACUCAUUACGACCACGACAAUCCACCACCCAAGGUUGUUCAAGGUUACAAGUUCAACAUAUUCUAUCCUGAGCUCAUCGACAAGACAAAGGCACCAACCUUCAAGAUCAUUCGAGAACACGGCCGCAGACGCGGGGAAUCGUUUGCUGCUGCUGGUGAGGAGGACACGUGCCUAAUACGGUUCAUGGCAGGCCCCCCAUACGAGGAUAUUGCGUUCCGCAUUGUUGAUCGAGAGUGGGAUUAUAGCGCCAAGAAGGAUCGAGGCUUCAAGAGCUCCUUCGACAAGGUACGUUCAUCUGGACCUCUCCGCUUCACUUCAUGAGGCAGGGCCACUCUGCCUCUGCAUUAGCCGCCCUGAGUUCGUAUUGCGACGAUAGCUUUGGCCAUUGGGUGGACUGCACUUUAUGCAGCCCAGACCAGUCUAUGUUGGUGACAGCCGUUUUGGCCCAUGCUUUCAGACGCCAUCGCCCCUCCAUUACAAGCUCAUGAACCCACAAAGCUAACCGUGCAUACUAAACAGGGUAUCUUGCAGUUGCAUUUUCAGUUCAAAAAGGUAUGACUUCGAAACCAUAUCUGUUGGUCCAGCCUGUUCGAUCAGACUAACACGUUUCUCCAGAUCUACUACCGGAAGUAGUUC
Molecule: messenger RNA, 1873 nt
Organism: Fusarium redolens
Lineage: Eukaryota; Fungi; Ascomycota; Sordariomycetes; Hypocreales; Nectriaceae
Product: mid region of cactin-domain-containing protein
Exons: 1
Coding region: 119-1558 (479 amino acids)
Biological process (GO): mRNA cis splicing, via spliceosome
Cellular component (GO): spliceosomal complex; cytoplasm
Molecular function (GO): protein binding
Source: RefSeq, a predicted model, not a curated record